GGGGGUGGUUAUGCUUGAGCGGGUCCCGGUGGGUCCCGGCGCUGCUGCGGGACCGGGGGAGGGUCCUUUCCACAGGAGGGGUCGACCACCAGCGCCUCUGACCUGCACUGUUCUCUCCGCGGAGGCCCAGGGUACUAUCGGGCCCCAGCCCUACCUGUGGUCGGAGAAAGUGAAUUGAAUGCUGUGCCCUCCAGCCCAUGUGGAGUAGCACCAAGAAAAUAUCCAUCUGUGCUUUUAAGGUGAUACCCACCCUUAAGGGGAAGGGUGUUCGCAGCUGUUUAAUAUAAAUCUAGAUAUUUCAGGUGAUUCAGAAUUAAUUCUCAUGUCGUCAGAGGGCUCGACUGUCACAGUUCGUCUUGUUCGCUCUUUUGAGCACCGGAAUUUCAGACCUGUGGUGUACCAUGGAGUUCCCUUGGAUCAGACAGUGAAGGAGUUCAUUACUUUCGUGAGGAAGGAUGUGUCUUCAAGAACAGGACUUCCUCCUCCCUUUAAAAAUUACAAGUAUGAUACAAUGAAGAUUAUUCACCAAGCACACAAAUCUAAGACUGGUGAACUUGUAGUGAGUUUGGAAGAUGAUGACAAACUGAUUCUGAAAGAAGACAGUACACUGAAAGCAGCUGGAGUAGCAAAUGAGACGGAAUUAGCAUUCUUCUGUGGGGAAGAUUACAGAAACUACAGAGCUAAUCCUGUUUCGGCCUGGUGAAGAUCCCAAGAGAUUGUUUUGUUUUCCCAUACCUGUUGUAAAUUUCCCUUAUUCUGCUUAAUGAGAUUUUUCUUAAAGAUCAAUAAAUCCUAGAGGAUUGCUUUGCAAGCAGUGCAAUUCCCUUA
Messenger RNA from Empidonax traillii (willow flycatcher), 828 nucleotides. It is a transcript of the gene CUNH2orf76, whose product is annotated as chromosome unknown C2orf76 homolog. NCBI's taxonomy places the organism in Eukaryota, Metazoa, Chordata, Aves, Passeriformes, Tyrannidae. The record is from RefSeq and is a predicted model, not a curated record. The transcript has 7 exons. Bases 323 to 703 code for a protein of 126 amino acids.